GGAAGAGUCAACUAACUAGUGGACGCCACUCAGCUGCUCGCAUGCUUGCAAUUCUCCAUUCUACAAUGUGUAGCUCGGCCGUGGCAUCUCGACAGUUCCCCUCCUUUCCACUGUGUCCAGAAGCCUGCAGACGGGCCUGAGCCCCGUGCCAAUCAGAAGCGGCGGCGUCCAGUCUCGACGGCAUCGGCUGCCUGUUUAAUGGCUCGGCGAGCUUCCACCCUUGCAGCGACCCCGGCGGCCGGCGUGGAGAGGUGUACCACCACUUUCUUGGGCCCAUGUCCACCAUGGCACCUGAGGUUGGUGAGCAGGUGGGGUCCACGUUCUCGCACCCUUCUGAGGGGAGAGACAUGCCGAGUGGCCGCGUCUUUCUUGAUGGCACCAAUAAUCGUGCUUCUUGACCCCCCCUGCCUCCCAGUGCGAGCGAACAGCAGAGACCAACCUCUUUCGAUCGACGGACGGAUGCACAUGCACGCACUAUGGGCUGCAAAGUGGGCAAAUAUCCCAAAAUGGGCCAAACACAGGAACCGGUCAUUUAGCCCACAAUGUUCAAAAAUAGAAACAGGAAAUCGCUGGCACGCAAGCUUGGUGGCUGGCUCGACGGCGCGCUGGGAUAUAUCUCUGAUAAUUUGCCCACUUCUCGGGCUCACUCUGUUUUCCCCUCCUCGAGCAGGCCCAGAAACGAGGUUGAAGAUCCAGGUGUCGUCCAGUCCAGUCAACAGUCCUUCGACUCUCUCCAUCUCUCUCUCUUUUAAUUACACUUAUUAUUUGCGCCGUCCAACCAGAUCAACUGGUAUCGACCCGGCCGCUUUUGAUCAUCGAUCCACUCUUCAGAUUCCAGACAGCAAGCAGGACUUGCUCGGAUAUCCAGUCAUUCACUCACGGCAUUACAGUAAUCUAAUAAUCUCGACAACGAUCUGAGUUUCCAAGGAGUGCUUGGAGGGUUGGGAGAAGUCGACUUCCAGGACAAGGCUCCCCUUUUCCCCCCUCCCCCCUGGCAUCCGGACCCUGACGACAAGCGAGGGCCCCUGGCUCACCUGCCCUCCCGCUUGUGCUCGGCCCAGCCCCAGUCUCACACACCCCACCCCCCUUGUCCACUCCCCAGAGGUUCACCCCCACCCCCUGGAGGCAUACAAAUGUCAACA
Parathielavia appendiculata is the source of this 1142-nucleotide messenger RNA. RefSeq lists its product as uncharacterized. Bases 199 to 918 code for a protein of 239 amino acids. NCBI's taxonomy places the organism in Eukaryota, Fungi, Ascomycota, Sordariomycetes, Sordariales, Chaetomiaceae. The transcript has a single exon. The record is from RefSeq and is a predicted model, not a curated record.